UGGAGGCAGUGAGGACGGAGAGCAGUCAGUUCUGGGUCUAACGGAACCGUUAACGGGGUUUUAGGAACAAACAUGUCUUCGUGUGUCCUGCUCUGCCUGCUGGCUGUCGCCGUCUCCCUCAGCUCCGUGUCGGCCGACCAGCGGAGGCUCUCCCCAGAGAACCUACUGGUGAUCACAGCAGCUACAGAAGAGACUGAUGGCUUCACACGCUUCAUGAGGACAGCUAGAGAGUUUAACUACACUGUCAAGGUGCUGGGUCUGGGGGAGGAGUGGAAGGGGGGGGACGUGGCUCGGACAGUGGGUGGAGGUCAGAAGGUCAGGUGGCUGAAGAAAGAGCUGCUGAAACAUUCUGACAACAAGGACAUGGUUGUCAUGUUCGUGGACAGCUAUGACGUCAUCUUUGCGUCCGGUCCUGAGGAGCUGCUGUCCAAGUUUUCCCGUCUGGGUCACCAGGUGGUUUUCUCCGCUGAGGGCUUCUGCUGGCCUGAUCAGAGACUGGCCAACAAGUACCCCGAGGUGCAUGCUGGGAAACGCUACCUGAACUCUGGAGGGUUCAUCGGCUUCGCCUCAGAGCUCAGUACGAUUGUCCAGCUGUGGAAAUACAAAGACAACGACGACGACCAGCUGUUCUACACUAAGAUCUACCUGGACAAGACUCAGAGGACAAAGUUCAACAUGACUCUGGACCAUCGCUCCAGAAUCUUCCAGAACCUGAAUGGAGCUGUCGAUGAGGUGGUGUUGAAGUUCGAGAGGGCAAAGGUCAGAGCAAGGAACGUCGCCUACGACACACUUCCUGUCAUCAUCCACGGAAACGGCCCCACCAAGCUGCAGUUGAACUAUCUGGGUAACUAUGUUCCCACGGCAUGGACCUUUGAGAACGGCUGUGCCAUCUGCGAUGACGACCUGCUGUUCUUCAACGAGGUUCCCGAUGAGGAGAUGCCUCUGGUGUACGUCGCUGUGUUUAUCGAAAAGGCAACUCCAUUCAUGGAGGAGUUCUUGGACCGACUGACGAUGUUCAACUACCCCAUCGAAAGGAUCCGCCUCUUCAUCCACAACAACGUCGUGUACCACGAGCGCCACAUCCAGUGGUUCUGGGAGCGCUACAGAGCUCUGUUCCCCGACGCCCGGCUGGUCGGACCGGAGGAGAACCUGCAGGAGAACAAGGCCAGAGCCAUGGCUGUUGAGACCUGUAGGAAGGAUCCAGAGUGUGAUUACUAUUUCAGUAUUGACUCCGAAGUGGCCUUGACGAACCCGGACACGCUGAGGAUACUUAUUGAGGAAAACAAAUCAGUUAUAGCUCCAAUGUUGUCCAAACACGGGAAGCUGUGGAGUAACUUCUGGGGCGCUCUGAGUCCUGAAGGGUACUACUCCAGAUCUGAAGACUACAUCGAGAUCGUCCAGGGCAAGAGAGUUGGUCUUUGGAACGUGCCCUACGUCACCCAGGCUUACCUGAUCAAGGGCAGCAUGCUGCGGUCCAAACUGUCCCAGGUGAACCUGUACGUGGAUGAGGCUAUGGACCCUGACAUGGUGUUCUGCAGGAGCAUCAGAGACCAGGGAGUCUUCAUGUUCGUGUCAAACCGCGAUGAAUUCGGUCGUCUGGUGGCGUCGACCAACUUCAACACGUCCAGGCUCCACCCGGACAUGUGGCAGAUCUUCGACAACCCUGUGGACUGGAAGGAGAAGUACAUCAGUGAAAACUACUCCAAGAUCUUUGAAGAUGAGAAGAGCUUUGUUGAGCAGCCCUGUCCAGAUGUUUACUGGUUUCCAGCCUUCUCAGAGAAGAUGUGUGAUCAUCUGGUGGAGACCAUGGAAGCCAAUGGCGAAUGGUCUGGAGGAUCGCACAAGGACGAGCGUCUGGCCGGUGGUUAUGAAAACGUUCCCACUGUGGAUAUCCACAUGAACCAGAUCGGAUUUGAGAAGGAGUGGAUGAAAUUUCUCAAAGAGUACAUUGCUCCUGUCACCGAAAAACUCUAUCCUGGAUAUUACCCGAAGGCCCAGGCCAUCAUGAACUUUGUGGUGCGUUACCGUCCUGAUGAGCAGCCGUCUCUGAGGCCACAUCACGACUCCUCCACCUUCACCAUCAACAUCGCCCUGAACAACAAGGGCAUCGACUAUGAGGGUGGAGGCUGCAGGUUCCUGCGUUACGACUGUAAGGUGGAGUCUCCCAGGAAGGGCUGGUCCUUUAUGCACCCCGGCCGCCUGACACACUACCAUGAGGGUCUGCCCACCACCAAGGGGACCAGAUAUAUCAUGGUGUCCUUCGUUGACCCGUAGACACGCUGACGAUCUGUGUGUGGUUAAAGAGCCUUCCUGUUCCUCAGACACACCAACCACUUCAACCGGUCUACUGUGUGUGAGCGUGUGUGUGUGUGAAUGUAAGUGUGUGUGAACAUCAGUCAACCUCAUCAUCACUGAUGGAGACAGGGCGGAGGAAACGACGUGAUGACCUUGAAUGCAUCGUCUCAGAACAUUUUUUUGAAAGUUUGUCUUUUUUCUGAUUGAAUAGAACUUCCCCUGUGAUCCUGGUACAGAUGUUACAGCUUUCACAGAGGACCCUGAAUGCACCGUUACUUACAACAUUUCAGAAUAAGAGUCACUUUAUUUCACAUUCAUUUCGUAACUUCGGACAAGAGAAUGUGGUAUUUCAAAACAAGAGUUUCUUGUCGAGGUUAAAAUCUUUUUUUUUCACCGUGCUGCCUUAUCUGAUCAUACCACCUGAACCUAUGCAAGCAGAACAACACUCUGUGUGUGUGUGUGUGUGUGUGUGUGUGUGUGUGUGUGUGUGUGUGUCACCUCUCUGCUGUUACACUCCAUCAAACUUCUACAAACAGAUGUUGCUACAGAUUGAAGUUCCUGAGUGUUCCACAGCAGCACCGUCAGCACUGGUCCUGCAGGGUGUGCUCUCUCUCUCUCUCUCUCUCUCUCUCUCUCUCUCUCUCUCUCUCUCUCUCUCUCUCUCUCUCUCUCUCUCUCUCUCGUUCCAAAGCAGAAGUUGCAUCAUUUUUACCAUCAUAAUCUACACUCCCCUACAAAGCCUAACUGCAGUAGCUACAUUUUUGGUCGAAACUGAGUUAUAACUUAAAAUUAACUCCUUGAUGUCUGUUUUAUCUUGUGACAAAGUUUUAGAUUUCAAUUUUGCUUUAUUUCAGAGAAAGAAUGAUACAAAGAUUAAACUGAAAACCAAAGCAGACCGCAGUAAGUUCACUCGCCGCAAUCUGAUUUGGAAAUAUGUACGCAUUUAAACAUAAAACAAAAGCAGUGUUGCCUUGUAUUUCUUCAUUGUGUUGAAUAGUUAAGACAGUAAUAAUAUAAAUUAUAAGUUUAUUUUAUAGGGAAAUUAUUAUCUAGAUACUGAUCAAGUAAAAAAGUGAGAUAAAAUUAUAUUAACCCUAUAAAGCAACCCUCAAAGUUUUUGAGACCUCUACAUCAUCAGUGUGAUAUUUUUUCCCCAGAAAAAACGAUACAUACAUGUGUUGAAGAUAAACAAACUGAGCAACAAAUUGCACAAAAAUACAAGAUGUAGCAAAAAUAAUUUGCUGGUUCCACUGGUGGAUCUGUCAUUGCUGCAUGAAAACUUCUUAUCAGCAGAUGUAUGAUGUUGUGUGAUAUGGGAAAAAAAUAUUUUGCAUGUUUGACGAAAAUGUUAAAAGGAAAGGCAAAGUUUUAAUUGGUUAAAAAUAUUAGUUUUUAUGUUUUUGUUAGUUCCAGAAAAACAAAAAGUAAGUAAAGAAUUGCAAAAAAGACCUGAUGUAUAUAAAUAUCAAAUAUGAUACAAAUUAGAAUUCAUAUAUGCAAAUUGAUGUUAUUAUUAUGCUUUUAAUUUGUCAGCAGGUUCAAUAAACACUCCAGUUUUAAAAAAUGUGAAUUUUCUGAUAAUUAUCAUGAUUUUUUUUAGCAUAAAAAUGACAUCAACACUUGCAGAAAUAGGUGUUAUAUCACUUACCUACCUGUAACCCAUUUGGCUUUAAAACUUUAAAGCAGUUUUUCUCAGUUUAACCCCUUGCUUAGUUACUGCAGUCGGACUCUGUAGGGCAGAAUAAAUUAUCUGUCACAUCAUCAUCAUCAACAGAUUAUCAUACAAGAGAUUAUUCCUUGUUCCCCCGGUGGUUCCUGUGAUCAGCAGGUCAGAGCUCCGACCCCCCGAACACAGAAAUCAGGAGAAAGAAACGUAGAUAGUUAUUAAAAGUAUUUUUUAAGCCAAAAGUUUUGUGAGUAAAUGUGUGAAUCAAGUGUUCAGGAGAUGAAACUCCACUUUGAGAUGUUUUUAAACUGUUAUACUGGGAAGACUUUUAUAUUUUCAUGUUUCUUUGUGUGUUGUAUUUCCGUGGCGGAGGCGUCCCGCCCGGCUCUGCCUUAAGUUUCUCUGCGUGCCUGUUGACGCCACCAGUCGACCGUCUCCGGCUUUGUACAAACUGCGUUAAAUUAUUUGACUGAGCGAAUAAUAAGUUUUGAGAUUUGAAUAAAUAAUUUCACCGU
Molecule: messenger RNA, 4476 nt
Organism: Centropristis striata (black sea bass)
Lineage: Eukaryota; Metazoa; Chordata; Actinopteri; Perciformes; Serranidae
Gene: plod3
Product: procollagen-lysine, 2-oxoglutarate 5-dioxygenase 3
Exons: 19
Coding region: 73-2274 (733 amino acids)
Biological process (GO): peptidyl-lysine hydroxylation
Cellular component (GO): endoplasmic reticulum
Molecular function (GO): iron ion binding; procollagen glucosyltransferase activity; L-ascorbic acid binding
Source: RefSeq, a predicted model, not a curated record